Messenger RNA from Leptopilina boulardi, 1825 nucleotides. RefSeq names its product 5'-AMP-activated protein kinase catalytic subunit alpha-2 (gene AMPKalpha). The record is from RefSeq and is a predicted model, not a curated record. The transcript has 10 exons. Gene Ontology annotation, molecular function: ATP binding; protein serine/threonine kinase activity. NCBI's taxonomy places the organism in Eukaryota, Metazoa, Arthropoda, Insecta, Hymenoptera, Figitidae. The coding region runs from base 182 to 1735 and encodes 517 amino acids. Gene Ontology annotation, biological process: intracellular signal transduction; protein phosphorylation. Gene Ontology annotation, cellular component: cytoplasm.
CUUCAGUUUGUCCUCUUUCGGUUUUGAGGUUAGGGUAUUUAGUUUUUGACAAAAUGUCGUGUUUGUGACGAACAUCUGUUCAUUGUUUAUGACUGGUUCAUGAUAUAUAAAAAACAUGUAAAUAAAGUGCCAGUAAUUAAAAAUUUCCCACGAAGUGUUGAUUGAGAAAAUCUUAAAAAAAAUGACAGACAAAAUGCAAAGUAGUCAAUCUCAGCCAAUUGUUAAAAUUGGUCAUUAUACAUUAGGACAAACUCUUGGUGUUGGAACUUUCGGGAAAGUAAAAAUUGGAGAACAUGUGUUAACAAAACAUAAAGUUGCUGUAAAAAUUCUCAAUCGUCAGAAAAUCAAGAGCUUAGAUGUCGUUGGAAAAAUUCGAAGAGAAAUUCAAAAUCUUAAAUUAUUUAGACAUCCGCAUAUUAUUAAAUUAUAUCAGGUGAUUAGUACACCGACGGAUAUAUUUAUGAUAAUGGAAUAUGUUUCUGGUGGAGAAUUAUUUGAUUAUAUUGUAAAGCAUGGCAAACUAAAAGAAUACGAAGCGAGAAGAUUUUUUCAACAAAUAAUUUCUGGCGUGGAUUAUUGCCAUCGUCAUAUGAUUGUUCAUCGUGAUUUAAAACCUGAAAAUCUUCUUCUUGAUCACAAUUUACAUGUUAAAAUUGCAGAUUUCGGUUUAUCAAACAUGAUGAUGGACGGAGAAUUUUUGAGGACUUCUUGUGGAUCUCCUAAUUAUGCAGCACCGGAAGUAAUUUCUGGAAAAUUGUAUGCAGGUCCUGAAGUUGAUAUUUGGUCAUGUGGAGUAAUUUUAUACGCAUUAUUGUGUGGCACAUUACCAUUUGACGAUGAACACGUACCAACUCUUUUUCGCAAAAUUAAGUCCGGUAUUUUCCCAAUACCAGAAUAUUUAAACAAAAGUGUCGUGAGUCUUCUUUGUCAUAUGUUACAAGUUGAUCCCAUGAAACGUGCAACAAUCGAGGAUAUUAAAAAACAUGAAUGGUUCCAAAAAGAUUUACCAACAUAUUUAUUCCCUUCGCCCGUUGAACAAGAUUCAUCUGUGAUAGAUACGGAAGCCAUUAACGAGGUUUGUGAGAAAUUCAACGUUCAAGAAUCGGAAGUACACUCUGCAUUACUUAGCUGUGAUCCUCAUGAUCAAUUGGCAAUAGCCUAUCAUUUGAUCAUUGAUAAUAAAAGAAUUGCUGAUGAAGCUGCAAAAGCUGAAUUAAAAGAUUUCUACGUUGCUUCAAGUCCACCUCCUGUUGCUUUCAGUCCUAGUGAGUCAAACAACAGUCCCUUGCGCCCUCAUCCUGAAAGAAUUGCUCCUUUCCGCGAUCGUCAAGGUUCUUUAGGCAGUGCUACAGCUCAAGUUCCGGGUAAUAGAAACACUCCUGUCAAAAGGGCGAAAUGGCAUUUAGGAAUCAGGUCUCAAUCUAAGCCACAUGACAUCAUGAAUGAAGUGUACAGAGCAAUGAAAGCUCUUAAUUUUGAGUGGAAGAUUAUAAACGCAUACAGUGUUCGAGUACGACAGAAAAACAAAGUCACAGACAGGUACAGCAAAAUGUCUCUUCAAUUGUAUCAAGUAGAUUAUAAAAGUUACCUUUUAGAUUUUAAAUCACUUUCGAGUGAAGAGAGCGAAGACAUGAUGGUUUUAGAUCCAACUCUUCCUCCUCCUCAAGCGACUGGUCACCAUACAAUGGAAUUUUUCGAAAUGUGUGCUGCUUUAAUUACUCAGCUAGCACGAUAAAAGUUCAAAUAACGCUAGGGAAAACGGGGUGUCGGUAAAGUAAAAUAGUAAUAAUAUUAAUAAUGAAAAUAAAAUUUAAAAAGUAUUUUA